Molecule: messenger RNA, 970 nt
Organism: Engraulis encrasicolus (European anchovy)
Lineage: Eukaryota; Metazoa; Chordata; Actinopteri; Clupeiformes; Engraulidae
Product: guanylate-binding protein 4-like
Exons: 6
Coding region: 8-970 (320 amino acids)
Molecular function (GO): GTPase activity; GTP binding
Source: RefSeq, a predicted model, not a curated record
AGUGAACAUGGAGGAGCCGGUGUGUCUGAUUGAUACGGGGCCUGACGGGCGCCUGCGUGUCCAGCAGGGGGCACUGCAGAUCCUGGAGCAGAUCCAGCAGCCGGUGGUGGUGGUGGCAGUGGUGGGGCUCUACCGCACAGGGAAGUCCUACCUCAUGAACCGACUGGCUUUGAGGAGAAAAGGCUUUGCUCUGGGAAGCACCGUCGAGUCCAAGACCAAAGGCAUCUGGAUGUGGUGUAUGCCUCAUCCCAUUAAAUGUGGGCACACCCUGGUGCUGCUGGAUACAGAGGGACUGGGAGACGUGGAAAAGGGUGAUGAGAAACAUGACAUGUGGAUCUUCUGCCUGGCCGUUCUGCUCAGCAGCACUCUGGUCUACAACAGUAUGGGAACCAUUGAUAACAAUGCCUUGGAGAAGCUACAUUUUGUGACAGAACUGACGGAGCACAUCAGGGUGAAGUCCACUAAUGAUGGCGAGACCACAGAGCUGAAGCUGAAGUUCUUCCUCCCCUCCUUUGUGUGGACAAUCAGAGACUUCAGUCUGAUCCUGGAGCUGGACGGGAAACCCAUCUCAGCUGAUGAGUACCUGGAACAUUCCAUGAGGCUGAAAACAGGCCCUUUAGAGCAACUCAAAGAAUUCCAUCAGUUCUUGAACUGUUCAAAUCCAAACAUCAAGCUCAGUCUUGAAUACAGCCAGUCAGAAAUACACUUCCUGGACCUUAACAUCACAGUGGAUGAACAAGGUUACCUACACACAUCCAUUUUCAGGAAGGUAACUGAUAGGAACACCAUUGUUCACGCUGACAGCUUUCACCCCAACAGUCUCAUCACAAACAUCCCCUACGGCCAAUUUCAAAGAAUACGCAGAAUCUGUGAUUCUGAGAUUGACUUUGAUGUACAAGCUGACGACAUGUACUCUCGUUUUCAACACAAGGGGUACCGGAAAAAAAGAUCUAGAUACAGCUUUGGGUAA